Lathyrus sativus (Indian pea) is the source of this 1278-nucleotide messenger RNA. Lineage: Eukaryota; Viridiplantae; Streptophyta; Magnoliopsida; Fabales; Fabaceae. The record is from the annotation of a GenBank genome assembly.
AUGCUUCCUCAACAUUUUGGGGCUUCCGAUUCACCGUUACCAACUAAACCGCGUGUUAUUAACGCCGAAAAGAAAAAUGUCUGUCUAAUGUGCGGCGAUAAAGGAGAUUUAAAGCGCCUCGUAUACUGUAUCCAGUGUAAAGCAUUUGCCCAACAUAGUUAUUGUAUAGAGAAUAUCCACAGGGAAGAUGAUGGGACAAUAGUCUGGAGAUGCGUGGACUGUGCUCCAAGUAACCCAAAACGUAAACCUGAAUCGACAAGAAAAAGCAAACGCAUAAAUGAAAGGAUCUUAAUGAAAAAGAGUGGCACAGUUAGAAAGCAAUCACUUAUCAGAUCAAAAGAAGGUAAAAGUGUUGGAUGCCUUGCUAAAAAUGAUGCCGAGAAGAUUUUGCCAAUCCUUAAGAAUGAAGAUGCUCUUUACAAUCAGACAGAAUUACCCAAAGCCAAAGAUCCUUUGAGUAUGUCAUCUGUCAGAUCAAAAGAACGUGAAAGUGUUGGAUGCAUUGCUAAAAAUGACGCCGAGAAGAUUUUGCCAAUCCUUGAUAAUGAAGAUGUUCUUUGUAAUCAGACUGAAUCACCCAAAGCCAAAGAUCCUUUGAGUAUGUCAUCUGUCAGAUCAAAAGAAGGUGAAAGUGUUGGACGCCUCGCUAAAAAUGACACCGAGAAGAUAUUGCCACUCCUUAAGAAUGAAGAUGUUCUAUCUAAUCACCCUGAAUCACCUGACGCCAAAGAUCCUUCUAAUAUUUCAUGUGACAAACAAGCAAUGAUGUCUGAGAUAUACGCGGAGCCUGAAGCCAUAAAUAUAAUGCCUCAGCUCUUGCAUUAUCCAGAGUUUGACAAAUAUAGCUGUGCUCAGCCACUUAGUGAUCCAAUUUGGGGGGGGCAAUUUAGAUUGAACAAUGCAACACAUUUUCAUCUUGUUGCUUAUUUGUCAAGUGAAGCUUGCUCAAAAGUGAAAUCCGCAGUAACAGAGCUCCCCGAACUCCUUGAUGUAGAGUCGUUAUCAAGACAUGUUAUUUGGCCUCAGAGAUUUGUCACCUAUCCACCUAAUAAUCAUUAUAUUGGUCUUUAUUUUUUCCCUCAAUAUGAAAGAGAUGAGAUGAUCUUUGAUCGUGUGCUCAACAAUGCGAUUGAACGAGAUAAUGCUCUUAAAGCAGUCAUAAACAACAACUUGGAACUCUUCAUUUUUUCCUCGCAUUUAUUGCCUCCAGAUGAUAGAAGAAUCUGCAAAAAAUAUUACUUGUGGGGUGUUUUCAAAUCAAAGCCAAGGAAACAGUAG